Molecule: messenger RNA, 2121 nt
Organism: Sinocyclocheilus rhinocerous
Lineage: Eukaryota; Metazoa; Chordata; Actinopteri; Cypriniformes; Cyprinidae
Product: PDZ and LIM domain protein 7
Exons: 11
Coding region: 163-1446 (427 amino acids)
Biological process (GO): muscle structure development; heart development; actin cytoskeleton organization
Cellular component (GO): adherens junction; stress fiber; Z disc
Molecular function (GO): muscle alpha-actinin binding; actin binding
Source: RefSeq, a predicted model, not a curated record
CUCCACGUGACGCAUGACGUAUAAUCAGAGUCCUACUAAAAGAAAAUCCAACAGGGAAAACCUGCGGCUACUGCGCGCGACCUGACGCCCAAGUCCAGAAAGUUGUGAAGUUUACUUGAUCUCCUUAUAACAGCCCAUCAGAUCAGAAGACAGAAGGCUGCGAUGUCUGCCGAUCCGAAAGAGGCCAUGAAUAUAUAUAGUGUAACGCUCAACGGACCUGCUCCCUGGGGUUUUCGGCUUCAGGGAGGCAAGGACUUCAACAUGCCCCUGACCGUGUCAAGACUGACCCCAGGCGGUAAGGCGGCCCAGGCCGGAGUGGGUGUUGGGGAUUGGUUGGUGUCCAUCUCUGAUGCCAACGCAGAGGAGAUGACCCAUGUGGAGGCACAGAACAAGAUCAGAGCCGCAACCGACUCCCUCGCUCUCACUUUGAGCAGAGCUUUUAAUCCUGCCGGAGGAGAGCAGAACGAUUCACACGCACCUGCAUCCAGUCAGCUCAAGUACUCGUUUGCACCGAGCACGACCAUAAACAAGAUGGCGCGGCCAUUCUCUGCAGCCCCUGGCAGUGGCAGCAAGGGGCCUGUCAUCAAGCCGGUGUCGUACGCCCCCAAGCUUAACCUCAACUCGCCGCAGCCUCACAAUGGUCACGGAGUAACUCCCUGUCCUGCCGAGUCCAAGCCAGCAGACAAACCUGAUGAAGUUCAAGCGCAGGCUAAAGCACCAACCGAUUCCGGUCCAGCCUGCCGGCCGCCAUGGGUGGCGGAUCCCAGUUUUGCAGACCGUUACCACCCAGACAAGACCAGCACAGUGGUGACGCAGCACAAGAAGCCAGUCCAACCCACUCCCAUGCAGAACCGCAGCUCCAUCAUGCAGGCGGCGCAGCAGAACCCUGGCGACUCCAGCGGCUGCACCCCGCUCUGCGCCGCAUGCAACAAGAUCAUUAGGGGACGCUACGUGGUGGCGCUUGGUCGUUCCUGGCACCCAGAGGAGUUCACGUGCUGUCAGUGCAAAAGGGUGUUGGACGAGGGGGGCUUCUUUGAGGAAAAAGGAUCCAUUUACUGCACCAAGUGCUACGACAACCGUUACUCACCCAACUGUGCCAAAUGCAAGAAGAAGAUAACUGGGGAAAUCAUGCACGCCCUGAAGAUGACCUACCACGUACAAUGCUUCCUGUGUGCUGCCUGCAAAAUGCCCAUCAGGAACCAGGCCUUCUACAUGGAGGAGGGAGAGCCCUACUGCGAGAGAGACUAUGAAAAGAUGUUUGGUACCAAAUGCCAUGGCUGUGACUUCAAGAUUGAUGCAGGAGACCGUUUCCUUGAGGCGCUGGGCUACAGCUGGCAUGACACUUGCUUUGUCUGUGCCAUCUGUCAAAUCAAUCUGGAGGGGAAGACGUUCUUUUCAAAGAAGGACAAGCCAUUAUGUAAAAGUCACGCUUUCUCUCCGGUGUGAGGCUCUGCUGUUCGUCAAGGAGGGGUCGGAACGGAGACUGGGGAGUCUAUAGCUAUGCCAAACAAGACCAAGUACUUUACUUGAAGCCUGUAACAUACGCUGACUGACAGAGUGAUGGAUAUAGUAGCUCCGCUCUUUUUCACCGGCUGUUAUAGUAGCUUCGAUCAGCAUUUACUAAGUAUGUGUCAUUCAGCAAAGCACGGACCUGAAUUUUUGGUAGCUUGCUUCAGUAAGCCGACAGACUGCCCUCAGUUUUGCUAUGUUACGAUGCCAGUCAUUCAACUGGAAACAGCUUGUGAACUGUUAGAACCACCAAUGCCAGAUGUCGGAACGGAUAACAAGGUAUUUGGAUGCAGUAUUUUAGCUGUCCCUCCUCAUCCCACUCCACCUCCACAAGUACACCUACAGUAUUCAUGACACAUUGUCAAUCCAAAAAAAAUAGUACACUCUUACUGCUCACUUUACUGUCACUUUUUAGAUAUACAGUAGUUUGUUUCAGUAUCCGUCAAUCUGGCAUCUGAGUGAAUCUCACAAAACAUGUUAUGUUCACAUUUGACCCCAUUUUAUAUUGCAUAAAGAAAAUUAAGCCAUUUGUAUGAAUAUGAAUUUUUGUGACUUUAUUUCCAUGACAGUUGAGUACGUUUUCCCUCCAAAUGACAUUUUUAAUUACUGUAA